Paramisgurnus dabryanus is the source of this 2719-nucleotide messenger RNA. It is a transcript of the gene agfg1a, whose product is annotated as ArfGAP with FG repeats 1a. The record is from RefSeq and is a predicted model, not a curated record. Gene Ontology annotation, biological process: spermatid nucleus differentiation; intermediate filament organization; acrosome assembly. Gene Ontology annotation, cellular component: membrane; cytoplasmic vesicle; cytoplasm. NCBI's taxonomy places the organism in Eukaryota, Metazoa, Chordata, Actinopteri, Cypriniformes, Cobitidae. Gene Ontology annotation, molecular function: GTPase activator activity.
AAACCAGAGUGGGGUGGCUGGCUGGUUGUUAAAGUGCCUGCGCACCAGGACCCUCCUCUGUCCUCUCUCUUUACUACGGCGCUCUCGCCCGUUGUUCGCGUUAAACGUGAGGCCCUUCUUAAGAACUCCGGUCCUCCAACGUUACAUUUUCAACGGAACCCCUCCUUUUCCAGGGACCCUUAUGUUGAUCGGAUUGCCAUUAUUAUUUAUAUUUUAUUGAUCAACGUUAAACGUCAAACUGCUCCGACCAUGGCAGCGAGCGCAAAGCGAAAACAGGAGGAGAAGCACCUGAAGAUACUGCGGGAAAUGACGAGUUUGGCGCCCAACCGAAAGUGUUUCGACUGCGAUCAGCGCGGCCCGACCUACGCCAACAUGACCGUGGGCUCGUUCGUGUGCACGUCCUGCUCCGGCAUUCUACGAGGCCUGAACCCACCACACAGAGUCAAGUCCAUCUCCAUGACCACCUUUACACAGCAGGAAAUCGAAUUUCUACAGAAACAUGGAAAUGAGUUUUGCAAACAGAUAUGGCUCAGUCUGUAUGACGACAGAAACUCGGCCAUCCCGGACUUCAGAGAACCUCAGCGAGUCAAAGAGUUUCUUCAGGAUAAAUAUGAGAAGAAGCGAUGGUAUGUUUCUCCAGAUCAGGCUAAGACAGUGACUUCAGUUCAUGCGUCUGUUUCUGGUUCAUCUGCCAGCAGCACCAGUAGUACUCCAGAGGUUCGACCUCUUAAAACUUUACUGGGCGAAUCGGUACCCAGUUUACACCUUAACAAAAACACGCCCAGUCAGUCUCCAGUUGUGUCACGCACUCAGCUGACCCAGCAUCAGUUUCAGGAGAGGAAGUUUGAUCUGCUAAAUGAUCUGGGUGGUGACAUUUUUGCCCCUCCGCCAACACAGUCUUCGGGCAACGCAAACUUCGCCAACUUUGCACAUUUUAACAGUCAUUCAGUGCCGAACGCUAAUGCGAAUGCAGACUUUGCCAAUUUUGACGCAUUCAAAACUGCUGCUGCUCCAACCACAGCCACAUUUCCAUCAGCAUCACAGGUCUCAUUUCAGACCACACAACCAGUGCAGAACGCUAAUGCAGACUUUGCCAAUUUUGACGCAUUCAAAAGUGCUGCUGCUCCAACCACAGCCACAUUUCCAUCAGCAUCACAGGUCUCAUUUCAGACCACACAACCAGGUAGCGCGUCAGGACUAGCUAACGCCAAUUUUGCAAACUUCGAUAACUUCCCCAAAUCGUGCAGUGCAGAUUUUGCUUCAUUUAGUUCCACUCAGAGUAAAACGGUGGGAGUGGAGGCAGCCAGUGUCCCCGCAGACCGAUACGCAGCCUUCGCCGACCUCGACAACGUGUUUGGCAACUCUAAAUCUGAGCAAGGCACGAGUUCUGCCCCACCAUCUGCAGGCGUCGGCCCUCCUCCUCCUCAGGCCGCUUUGCUGGGCGGCGAUCGCUACGCUGCACUAGCUGAACUGGACAACGUCUUUAGCUCUUCAGCGCCAAACGUCAGCGGCUACAACACUUCCACCACGGCACAGGGGCCUGUGUUUGGAUCCUCUACAGCUGCUCCUCCUGCUCAAGCACAACAAGGUGUUCCCAGCAUGCCUCAGGGUUUUCCAGGUUCUUCAACAAAUCCGUUUGUUGCUCCGGUGGCUUCACAGGCUCCUCCCACUAACCCGUUCCAGGCCAAUGGGAGAGUAGCACCAGGUGUGGGCAUGGCAGCAGCAGCAUCCUUUGGUCCUCCGUCCAUGAGUAUGCCGACUGGAUUUGUAAACAACGCUGCUUACAACCUUCCCACAAGCUACAGUGGAAACUUCCAGCAACCUUUCCCUGGACAGCCCUUUACCCAACCACACGCAUAUCCACAGCAACCCAACGGAGGUUUAAAUGCAUUUGGUCCGGGUAAGGUCACUCCGUUCGGACAGAACAUGAUGGCGCCUGGAGUAACCAAUAACCCCUUCCUGGCAGGAGCACCAGCAGCUCAAUAUCCCGCAGGAGGUUCCUCCACAAACCCCUUUUUAUAAUGCACCGUUCUCCUCCACUCAUCCAGGGGGCGACCCGUUACUGCUUCACACCCCUUGCACUGUUUUGUUUCCCAAGUAGCUUUAAGAAAUUUUGUUUUUAAAUAUUUUUUUUAUUGAUUUUUAAAAACAAAAGACUGAAAAACAGCAAUUGAAUAUGUAUACUAACGCCAACAGAAAACAAAACGUGUUGCGGGUGUCUGUGGAGAGAAGGGGCUUUUUUGCUGUGCUCCUCUGUGUUGUUCCUGUGAACCGGCCUGCCUGAAGUGGCCGUUAACUAAGUUAUUGCAUUGUCCCGUUCAUAUUGAUGCUGCAAUCUUGUAUAUAAUUCUUUCAUAGAAAUUGCUCAAUUUUAAGUCUUUGUGCAUAUCAGUAUUUGUAUCUUUAAAACACACACACACGCUGCAUAUAUGGCGCUGACGUCACCCAUGCUGUGAAUAACAUUUGACGUUAAAUAAGAAUGUGGAAUCAUCAAAGUGAUACCUUUCGUGCUUUGGAGUUCCUCUUGGCAAAGGAUAAACUUCAGUUCGAGGACUUACAAACUACAAGACUCUUUUGAAUGUCAGCCCCUCCCGAACUCUCAGCUGGACAGGUGUUUUUAUGAGAGUCAGACCACUUAUGUUACAGAAGUCUAAGUUAAUGUGUGUAUAUAUAUAUAUAUAAAUAAAUAAAUAUAUAUACAAAUAUAUAUUAAAAUGAA